Passer montanus (Eurasian tree sparrow) is the source of this 1406-nucleotide messenger RNA. RefSeq names its product proline rich 16 (gene PRR16). The record is from RefSeq and is a predicted model, not a curated record. Gene Ontology annotation, biological process: positive regulation of cell size; positive regulation of translation. Lineage: Eukaryota; Metazoa; Chordata; Aves; Passeriformes; Passeridae. The coding region runs from base 114 to 1034 and encodes 306 amino acids. The transcript is spliced from 2 exons.
GGGNCAGCGGCUGCGGCAGCUCCGGGAGCUGGAGGGACGGGGCCGGGCGGCCGGCGGCCGCCGCGCUCGCCUGACCUGCGUGCCCCGCUGGCCGCGCCGGGCUGCCCCGAAGGAUGUCCGCCCAGUCCAAGGGGACCGCAUCCUCCUCCUCCUCGCCGUCCGAGGGGCCGCCGGCAGCCUCCAAAGCCAAGGUGAAAGAGCAGAUCAAGAUCAUCGUGGAGGAUUUGGAAUUAGUCCUGGGGGACCUGAAAGAUGUCGCCAAGGAACUUAAGGAGGUGGUUGACCAGAUUGACACACUGACAUGUGAUCUGCAGCUGGAGGAAGAGAUGACAGACAGUUCCAAAACAGACACCCUGAACAGCAGCUCCAGCAGCACAACCGCCUCCAGCUUGGAGAAGGUCAAGGUUCGGAGCAGUGCGCCCCUCAUCAAGCCCCCUGCACACCCCUCUGCCAUCCUCACCGUGCUGCGCAAGCCGAACCCGCCGCCUCCUCCCCCUCGACUGACACCCGUCAAGUGUGAUGAGCCUCCCAGGCUGCCUCCCUUGGCCAACCCACUCAAGACCAAUGGCACCCUGCUGCGGAACGGGGGCCUGCCUGUCGGGCCCGGCCGCAUCCCAAAUGGAGAUGUGUGCUGCAUGCCCAACAGUAACUUGGAGAAAGGGGUGAUGCAGCCGCUGGUGCACAGAGCUGAGAAGGAGCGGUGUCCCCAGGCGGGGGCGAGGGAGCGCGUACGGUUCAGUGAGAAAGUGCAGUACCACGGCUACUGCCCCGACUGUGACGUUCGCUAUAACAUCAAAAACAGGGACGUGCACUUGCACAGCGAGCCGGCCCGGGUUGCAGGAAAGUUGCCACACCAGUGCCCUCCUCUGCCACCUCCUCCACCUCCAUUGCCUCCAUUUCUUCUGGAAAAUGGAGGGUUGGGGAUAAGUCCCAGUAAUAGCUUUCCUCCUCCGAGACCUGCAACUGUGCCUCCACAAACUGCGCCAAAACCCCAGAAGACCAUCUUGAGGAAAUCAACCACUACAACAGUGUGAAGUAUGCCCCUUGUAAUAACUCUUUGCUUUUUCCUAUAUAUAAACAUAAAUAGGUAAUGAGCACUUUCUACUUGAGCAAUAAAAAGACCCAAUGUAUUACACCCUGUGUCCCAUGAAGUGGCAUAAAAAUCACAUGGUAAGUACAAAGAGGAAUAUUUGUUGGUCUUAUUUGUACUCACCAAAAAUACUCUUAUGGCAAAGGGUGCUGAAAUAAUACUCAUUCUUUAGCACCAAUAUUGUGAACAUCUGUAGCAGUUUCUUAUUUGUAGCGUGGUUUAAAAUGCAAUGAAAAGAAAGUUCAGUGUGAUAAUACUGCGUAGUGAUAUGUGAUAGGUUUCAGUCUGACAUAAAGGAAUAACCAUUUCUCUCCUG